ACGCGCGUUGCGCGCGCUCCCGGUCACCACUUAUACUCCGGCGGAAUGGGAGCUUCCCGCAGUCGUAGUCCCACGAGUUUUAGAAGGGAUGAAUCCAUUGGCGAAAGGCGAUUUCUCUGGACAAGAGCUGGCACGGGCAUCACGGUAGCCUAGCAACUGGCGGGAGGCUGCUACAGCUUGGGGUGUUCUGGAGUUCAGAGUUCAAUUCCGGUGCCGUCUGUAAGGGGUCUCUGGACAUCUCCUCUGUGGAGUCCGUGGGAAUCCCUAGGUGCUCUGGUUUCUUCCCACAGCCCAAGGACCUAGUGGAUGCCAGCCGCUGUAUAUUGAGAGUGGAUUUUGAGCAUCUUUUGAGUGAUAUGGUGUGAAUUGACAACGGCUGAGGACAUUAGGCAUGGCUUCCUUUAAGCAGCAGAAGGUGGAGGAGUUUUAUGAAAUAAGAGAAGAACUGGGAAGUGGCCAGUUUGCGAUUGUGAAGAAGUGCAGCAAGAGAAGUGACGGGCUUGAAUACGCAGCAAAGUUUAUCAAGAAACGGCAGGUCCGAGCCAGUCGGAGAGGAGUGAGACGCGAGGAAAUCGAGCGGGAGGUGAACAUCCUGCAGCAAAUCCAGCACCCAAAUAUUAUCACCUUACAUGACGUCUAUGAGAACAAAACUGAUGUGGUCCUCAUUCUGGAAUUGGUCUCUGGAGGGGAACUCUUUGACUUUCUCGCUCAGAAAGAAUCUUUGAGUGAAGAAGAAGCAACAGCGUUUAUUAAACAAAUCCUAGAUGGUGUGAACUACCUCCAUUCUAAAAACAUCGCACACUUCGACCUCAAGCCUGAAAAUAUUAUGCUUCUCGAUAAGAUACCUGUGCCACACAUCAAAUUGAUAGACUUUGGCCUUGCUCACAAAAUCGAAGAUGGAGUUGAGUUUAAAAACAUCUUUGGGACUCCUGAAUUUGUUGCUCCAGAAAUUGUGAACUAUGAACCUCUUGGGCUACCUGCAGAUAUGUGGAGCAUUGGUGUCAUUACAUACAUUCUGUUAAGUGGAGCCUCCCCUUUCCUCGGUGAAACAAAGCAGGAAACUCUCGCCAACAUCUCUGCAAUGAACUAUGAACUUGAUGAAGAAUUCUUCAGCCAGACAAGCAAUCUGGCAAAGGACUUCAUUAAAAACCUUCUGGUGAAAGAUACAAGGAAAAGGCUGAACAUAAAAGGUGCUCUUUCACACCCAUGGAUAAUGCCAACAAACAAAUGUCAAGCUCUCGUCAGAAGGGAAUCUAUUGUUAAUUUGGAAAACUUCAAGAAGUUGUACAUCAGAAGGAGGUGGAAGCUUACGUAUAGGAUUGUUUCAUUUUGCAAUCAUUUGACUCGUUCAUUCCUUAAGAAAGAUCAUCUAAAGAAAGAAGCAGCUCUGAGGGCAUACGAAAGUGACAGUGAAGACAAUGGUGUCAAGAGAAGAGUGUCCAGGCCAAGGAGACGCAGCAGCACGUCGUAGGGCAACAUCGAGGAGGGCAAGCCCGAGGGGAGGGCAGGUUUAUCACUGCACUGCGUUAGCAUUAACAAACCCGAACCUGUUUCAGAGGUACUUCCGCCAGUUCAUGUUUUGGACCCAGUGAAUGGACAAAGACACUUCUAGUGGGAGACUGUGCUUACAAACAGUCAUGCUUUCCUUAAUAAGGCACUCGGAGAAGAAAAGUGUGCAAUAUAUAUAUUUUUUUGAACAAUUCAUUGUAAUAUUUUUGUUUCUGCCUAGACCUUCGUUUGUAAGGAUUUUUAAAGUCUGGUCUUGCUCUGUUGCUGUUCUUGUAAUCACACCAACAUUCACAUCACAGGAACAGUGAGAGGCAGUUGACUGCCGAUGUGAAUGACUCCUCAUUUCGGGAAUGCCACUGUGGAAAUCCAGGUGGCAGUCAAAAAUGUGGCCACAGGGAAAGAGGGGUGGGGGAGAAGGGGAAGAGAUAAAUAAAUUGGUUUUGUAAGAUUCUAUUAAAAGUAUUCUACUGACAAAGGCAUGGCAUUUCAUUGUGGGCGGGUAUUGGAAUAAUCCUGUUGCAAGAUGACUCCAUAGAUUCCUGUGUUGCCAUGUUAAGGCAGACUCAACUGCAGUCAAGUGUAGAUCACAAAUUCAUGGAAGGACGUUGGUAAAAGGGAGUCAGGGAGAUGUGAGGUCACAUUUGUUGCUACUAACGUUUAUUUUUUAUAUAAUCAUAGCUUUAGGGGGUUAUAGAUUUAAACACAGUACACUGAAACAGGCAGUUUUAUUUGGUGCAACAUAAUGCUUAUUGCAUCAGGUCUAAAACAAUAAGAGUUUUGAAAGUCAGAUAAACUAACACUGGUGUGUAUAUGAUGUCAAAAGACUGGCAAAUUCAAAGUGACGAGCAGUAUGUUUUCCAUUGAAACAUGCUUGGACACUGUUGGGGAGGAAUAGGUUAAAAUCUAGAUAAAGCUAAAGGAAUUAUCCUUAUUGAUGACUAUGUGUGGUAAUCUGCUCUCAGCCCAGGGUUUCAGUCACUGUAACACCACACACAAUUCUCCUGCCUGACGCCUUACCUAGUGAAUUGCCAUUUCUGCCUCCUUUUAUUUAAAAAAAAAGUCCAGCUGCGUUAAUAAUGUCUGCAACCCUCCACCCUAAAUCUUAGAGGUGGCACCUAUUAUACAUAUUUUCAAAAAUGAAUUAAAUAGACUUUGUAUAAUUAUCUGAAAACUAAAUUGUUCCCAAGUACACCAUUAAGUUAUGGGCACUGAAGUGUCCAGGCACUUAUUUAUUCAAUAAGAAGGCACAUGGAGUAUAACUAUUAAUAAAUGAAAAUAGUUCUGUGUAUCCUCAUACUCUGCAGGUCUUUACAGGAUUAGCAGAAUUACUCUUCCUCUCUCGACACCUGGGCUGUGUUCAAACUCCCUGCUUUUACUUAAUUCAGUCAGUGCCUCAGACUUGCAACUUUUUGCAUCAGAAGUCUUGGGUUGUUGGACAAUUUCCAAAUCAUUCGGAGUCUAAAAUGAACAUGUCUCCUUAAGGCAUUUGCUAUUUUCAAGUAGAUUUAUGCAGCAUAUUCUGAUUUACUUAGGACUACUUUCUGAACAGUGAGAGAGUGAGAUCCCAUGAGGAAAUUAGCACAUUUUUUUUUGCUUUCUGAUUGUAUUUGUCAAAUUGUGUCAACCUUAGGGGCACAUCACAGCUGAAUUUUUAAAAAAACAGUUACAUAGAAAUCGAGAAAAGGUUCGAUGCUCACACGUUCUACAAGGUUGUAAUUUGGAGAUGGGCCAGAUGGCAGAUGCUGGAAAUCAGGGGUAAUAUUACCACUGGAGGAACUCGGCAGGUCAAGCAGCACUGGUGUGGAGGAACGGAGUUGUCGGCGUUUUGCAUCAGGACUGAAAGGGGAGAUGGCCAGUAAUAAACAGGUGAGAGGGAGAGGUGAUACAGGGACCAGUAAGUGAUUCGGAUACUGAGCAGUGGGGGAGAAGGAUGGGCAGAUGGAGCAGGGAGAGAGAGAGAGAGAGAGAGAGAGAGAGGGGUGGAAAUGGGAGACAGAGGCAGGUGGCUGAUGGGCAGAAGCAGGAAUCUGAAUUGGCCCAAAUUUUAAAUAAAAGUUGACAUCACUUCUUCUUGUGAUCAGUUAGGUUGAUGUAACUGAAUCUAUAUAGUCAUGUUAAAAAUCUUAUUUUGAAUGAGCUAAUUUCAACCAAGUUUAAUAUUAGGACUUGAAAGGGAAAAUGGGAAUUCUGACCCUUAAUGGGAAUCUUACAGUAGUUGACACUGUGGGAGGAAAGUAAGGAAAUGCUUGCAUGUAUCACACCUCCCAUCAUGUUGCUACAGGCUUCACAUUCAAUUAAUGAAUGUGAAGUAACUGUUGUAACGUGAUUAAAAACAGUAAUCAAAUGUAGUAUUCAGCAAAAUUAUUGGAGGUAGACUCACCAUUGUACGACCUGCUGAGCUUUGGAUCUGAAGAUUCGGAAAGGAAACGUGCUUCACGGACAUGUUCCGGCCUGUGUGGAACACUGUGCUAACAUGUCAGCAACACACAAAGUCCUGGAGGAGCUCAUCUCCGACAUUUCCUGCUGGAGGCAUGUUAUGACACUCUAGUUAUCAGCACCUUUUAUAGAUGGCAGCUAGGUACCGCGGUCUGACAUUGCUACUAGACUGGCAUUGCAGGCCUACACCAUUGAAGCAGGAGCCUCGGGUUUGAACCCCUCCAUGUUAGAUGGACAAUUUAAAUUAAAAUCACUAAAGCCUGAUUUAUACUUCUGUGUCAAAUGUACGCCGUAGGGUGACAUGCACCUCCCCAAAAAAGUAACUCACGCGUCGCAGCGACGCAGACCACAACAACUGUGAUUGGUCCGCUUGGUAGCAUCGCAUUUCCAGUUGCUUUUCUCCAUCGUGUCUAUACACUGAUACGAAAUAAAUGGUUGGAGACGGUGAACCAAAUCGUCAAAUCUACCUGCUGACAUCCGAAAAUAUUUGAAAUGCAUUUCCUCGUCCAUGUCUCUCACGAAGAAACUCAACACAGUGGCAUAGAAACCCCACCACCAACUAGUGUUUUGGUGGUGAAUUGCAGAGUAACUCAGACACAAAUACACAUGCUCGCUACGGCGUAGGACUACGCAAAAGUAUAAAUCAGGCCUACGGCGUAGCCUGUACGCACAAGUAUAAACAGGCUUAAGGCUGGAAUAUAAAGUGAUCAUAAAGUAUCUGAAAGACUCGGGUUUAUUAUAUCGAAUAUAGGGAAUGCAAUUCUUUUCCCUUCUGUUUAUUCAACGAUCCACACUCCAGUCUAGCAGGUGGCGGUAAUGCACCUUAAAGCUGGUUUGCCAACCGCCAUAAAACAACACAAGAAGAAGAAGAAGAAUAUAAAGUGACUCCUCAUAACAGUGACCACAGAACCACAAGCACCCAGCUGGUUCAUUAAUAUCUUUCAGGGAGGAAAACCUGGCAGCUCUCAGUUCAGGGUCAGUUAGGGAUGGACGAAGAAAGACGGCAUCUCCAUCCAUGAAUGAAUAAAACAAAAAUCAUCUUGGUUAAAGGGGCAGUGCAGGUUUUGUCCCUGGCUACUAGGGAUAGAGUUGUUCCACUGUCCUCUGGGCUGUCUGAGGUCCCCGUGCAGUUCCAGAAAGGAGAUGGAAGAUGGGUAAGAUGGGAGCUGAUUCCAUUCCUAGAACACACAGACAGGACUGGAGGGAGUCAGCAAGUCAGGCAGUUAUCUGUGGAGUGGAAGAAGCAGUCAACAUUUCAGGAUGAGACUUUCCAUCACGACUGGAAAGGAAAAGAAGCCAGAAUAAAAAGGUGGUGGGAGGGGAGUGGGAGUACAAGCUGGCAGA
This is a messenger RNA of Mobula hypostoma (lesser devil ray), 5289 nucleotides long. It is a transcript of the gene dapk2b, whose product is annotated as death-associated protein kinase 2b. The coding region runs from base 392 to 1471 and encodes 359 amino acids. The record is from RefSeq and is a predicted model, not a curated record. The transcript has 13 exons. Gene Ontology annotation, cellular component: nucleus; cytoplasm. Gene Ontology annotation, biological process: protein phosphorylation; intracellular signal transduction; positive regulation of apoptotic process. Gene Ontology annotation, molecular function: ATP binding; protein serine/threonine kinase activity. NCBI's taxonomy places the organism in Eukaryota, Metazoa, Chordata, Chondrichthyes, Myliobatiformes, Myliobatidae.